Molecule: messenger RNA, 783 nt
Organism: Saccharomyces mikatae IFO 1815
Lineage: Eukaryota; Fungi; Ascomycota; Saccharomycetes; Saccharomycetales; Saccharomycetaceae
Gene: COQ9
Product: ubiquinone biosynthesis protein COQ9
Exons: 1
Coding region: 1-783 (260 amino acids)
Biological process (GO): ubiquinone biosynthetic process
Cellular component (GO): mitochondrial inner membrane
Molecular function (GO): lipid binding
Source: RefSeq, a predicted model, not a curated record
AUGCUUUGUCGGAACAUUUUGAGAAAGGGCUGUACAUCCUUUCGUCUAUAUCAUCCAAAUCCCAUCGAACACGUCAAGUCACACCAUAUCAAGCCCUUGACUUAUGGGAAGGAAUCACCCCAAUAUAAGGUAUUAUCCCUAGCCCUAGAACAGUAUGUUCCCAAACACGGCUUUUCUGAAAGAUCCAUAGUUGAGUCUCUGAACGAACUCGGCUAUCCUUCUUCCAUGAUAUCCUCAAUAAGUGCUUCCAAUUCACCCUCUUUUUUUCAUUCUUCCACUGCUGUCAUGGAACUGAUAAAGUUCCAGCUGGUCGACAAAAGAUAUCGUCUAACUGAAGCAAUCAACCCUGAUGUAACUCCACAAUACAAAUUACCCUCGUUGGAACAUUUGUUAUUGAGAAGAUUAGAGAUGGAUAAGCCAAUCGGCGGGUGUUUAUCAGAACUAAUGUCGCAAUUGGCUAUUCCAAGUGGGUUUCUCUUUGAAACUGCUAUUCCUGAGUUACAUAGAUUAUCUGAUGAUAUGAUUUACUUUUCUAACGAAAAGGACCAUCAUGAUUCUGCAUGGUAUGCUAAGAGACUAGCUGUUUCAAGUACGUACAUCGGGUCGAAAUUAUUCAUGGCUCAGGAUAAAUCCCAUAAUUACAAAGACACUUUUGAUUUUGCAAAGCAUAAGUUAAAUAGAGUUAUGCGUUUGGGUGAGUACUAUAAUAACACAGAAGAGUUUGCUUGGUACACUUUAAUGUCCACGGUUAAUUUGGUUAAAUCUCAACUAGUUAGGGGUUAA